Gloeophyllum trabeum ATCC 11539 is the source of this 1133-nucleotide messenger RNA. RefSeq lists its product as uncharacterized. The transcript is spliced from 4 exons. Bases 96 to 689 code for a protein of 197 amino acids. The record is from RefSeq and is a predicted model, not a curated record. NCBI's taxonomy places the organism in Eukaryota, Fungi, Basidiomycota, Agaricomycetes, Gloeophyllales, Gloeophyllaceae.
CUCGUCUUCUGCUCCAGUCAUCUCGGUCUCUGCGCUACCCUUCGUAUCAAACAUUCCCUAGAGCUUUCACGGCGGCGAGCGUACAGUUCAGAGGUAUGGCGGGAAAGACUUUGACUGAGGCCAUCAAGGACGACCACCAGGAGAUGUAUGAGUAUCACGAUGCCUACAAGGCAGCGGCAGGAGACCCAGACGCUCAGGCACGAUGGGCCCGCCAAUUAACUUGGGAGGUCGCACGGCACGCCGUCGGUGAGGAGAUCGUCGUCUACCCGUUGAUGGAAAAACACCUCGGUGAGAAGGGACGUCAACUGGCCGAUCACGACCGCGCGGAACAUCAGAAAGUAAAGGAAUAUCUAUACGACCUCGAGUCGCUUACAGCCGGAACGGCUGAUUAUGACAAGGUCAUCACCCAGGUUAUGGACCACCUCCACCCGCACAAUGAUGAUGAGGAACUCACGGAUUUGCCCCUGCUGGAGCCUUGUCUUGGUGAAGAAGGGAGCAAAGCUGCAGCAGCAGACUUUAAGAGAACCAAGAAGUUUGUUCCGACGAGGGCUCAUCCUUCUGCACCCAAUCAGCCGCCUUCCGAGACGCUCGUCGCAUUCCUCACGGCUCCCAUUGACAAAUUGAAAGACGAGUUUGCAAAGUUCCCCACGGAGGAAAUGAAGGAGGAGCUCAAGCAAUCACGCCAGUAAUACGCGAGGACACCAAGAGAAUGUAUUCUAUCCUGUACGAGUAAGGAAACGUGUUCUAGACUUCUAUGCCGGUGCUACCGUGUCUAGUACUAUCUCUAAUUGGACCUAUACGUUUUUGCUACAAGUGCUGAGCGUGCCAACGUCUCUCGACCAAUACGAGAUACUCGAGAAACGAAUCAUCUUGAAGUACGCUACUUUUUCAUUUCCUCGCCCGCAGGACUAUAUCGGUUUCCUUCUGCGUAUUCGCCACCAGCCACAGUGCUGGCACCGCUGCUAGCACACGCCUGACCUUCACCGGUUUUCUCCGCCUCGAUGUUACCGGCCUGACCGUGUGCGCUAUUCCCCUCCUCUAGGACCUUCUCACUUACUCCACUACCCGACUUCCGCAUCUUUUUCUGCCUCAGGAGUUCCUCGGCUGCUUUCUUCAAUUCAUCGUCAUCCGCC